AUGGCCGCGGAAGGGCGAUCAAGCUUCCGCAGCGGCACGAGCAGCGCGGCCGGCUGCCGUGCCGGCCGCCAGUGCCCGUUUGCCCACGACGCCUCGGCCAGCGGCGGUCAGCCUGCUUCGAAGGCCCGACCUGCGCGUCAACGCCAAGCGGGCGAGGAUCCGGAAGAACCUUCUCUUGCAUCCACCACACCGACUCCGCGCGCUCGCGUGGUGCAGCGUCCCACUCCGCGCGCGCAACAGGAAGAUCCCCGCGAGUUUCAGUUGGCGCAGAUCCGCCGCAGAUUCAGCCCGGAAGAAUCGCUCGACGCGAGCGCCGCCACCAUUCUGGCUUUCGGCAUGAAACCCUCAGACCCCGACUUUCCCUUUGACAUUGACGAGCUGGCCUGCCGCCUCCGCGUGCCUGCCACCUACCCAAUGCAGGGCCGUCCGUCGCUGAGCGUCACCAACGCCGAGAUGGACAGGGGCUUCCAGAUCAACGUCGAGAAGGGCUUCGAUGCCCUCGCCGCGAAGCAGCUUCCUAACCAGACGCUGCUGGCAUUGAUGAACGCGCUGGACCGCCGCUUGGAGCAAUUGCUAACCGCACCGCCUGCUGAGACUUUCUCCAUCAAAAUAGUCCCGAACGCGGCGGCGAGGGCCGUGCCGAAGCAUGCCGCCCAGGUCCCCACCCCGCCGCCGCCGCCGCCGUCGGUCGUUGUGCAACCAUCCCAAGUGCCAGCGCAGCCGAGGGAAAGGCCACCGCCACCUCAACCUGCAUACGGCCCUGAGCAGAGGGCGCAGGCCAAAGCGCGGCGUGACCAGGAAACGCGCCAGCUUGAGGCUCGGCUCGGCCGCCUGCCUCACUUCUCCACCCUGGCGGAUGGCGCGUUUAUCGUGCCUGUCGAGCCCAGGCGUAGGGCCGAGCUGCCCAUUGCGCUGCAGGCCAUCAAGACGGUGAGGCUGCUGGUGCCUGAGCUCUAUCCGCUGCAGCCGUGCAGGAUCGAGCUCAUGGGCAUCGACAGGCUGGAUGCAAUGCCCGCCGAGCAGGCCUUCGAGGACAGGGCGAGACAGUUUGCAAACAUGUCACUGCUUAAUCACGUUAACUACUUCUCCCAGAACAUGCAUUCAAUGGCCCAUGCGCCCCCGGCGACGUCGGAUGACAGUCCGAGGGUCCUGGACCAGGUGAAGGAGCUCACCGUACAAGACAACGCAGCGGAAGCAAGCACCGCAGCGUCUGGUGCCGAGGCAGACUCGAAGACGGGGACUGGCCAUGUAGACGAUAGGAGUCACAUCAUCACCAUCCCAAGACCGCCUGAGUGGCAAGUGCUAGCUUCUGAUGACGAUGACGAGGAUUCCUACGACUCCUACUCUGAUGAAUCACACAGCGACGGAGAAGCGGAAGGGGGUGGCUCAGACCGCCCCGGAGGAAGCUCCCAGACGCCGGCUCUCGAACGCGGGGUUACGGUGUCGUUCCCGCACCUAGAGCUCUACGGCAUCGAACUGCUCGAGCUUGUCAACCUGUGUCUGACCGUCAAGUGCACCCGGUGCAAGGAUACGUUGGACGUCAACAACAUUAAGAACAAUGCUAACGCUGACUAUACCGGCAUCCGCAGCGAAUCGUGCAAGAAGUGUGCGAAUCCGCUGGGCAUAGGGUAUCGAAUGGACAUGAUGCAUGCAAACUCCGUUCGGGCCGGCUACCUUGAUCUCGACGGAUGCACUCCCGUUGACAUGCUCCCAAGCCCCGGCGUGGUGUCUGUUCGCGGAGACUCGUCAAUGGCAAUGUGCAGAGAAUGCCACCAGAAAAUGACGUUCAAGAUCGCAGAAGUUAAAUUUCUGUUGGUCAGCGCGUCGUCAGCACAAGCAACCCGCGCAUUGCCGCGAAAGAAGCCCAAGGAGAAGCUGGGAAUCGUGGCGGGCCAGGAAUUACCCAAACGAGGUCGCUGCAAGCAUUACAGCAAGAGCAAUCGGUGGUUCCGGUUUUCGUGUUGUAGCAAAGUGUACCCAUGUGACAGGUGCCACGACGCUGAGGCUGAUCACCCGAACGAGCACGCCAACAGAAUGAUUUGUGGAUUUUGCUCGCGCGAGCAAAAUUACCGGCCGGAAGAUUGCGGAAUAUGCCACGCGACGCUCGUCGGCAAGAAAGGGUCGGGCUUCUGGGAAGGUGGAAAAGACCCCUUCACGACCAGAGACAGAGUUUUGCUGCCCCCGGCGGCGUAA
This is a messenger RNA of Lasiodiplodia theobromae, 2193 nucleotides long. RefSeq names its product Zinc finger CHY-type protein. The record is from RefSeq and is a predicted model, not a curated record. Gene Ontology annotation, molecular function: zinc ion binding. Bases 1 to 2193 code for a protein of 730 amino acids. NCBI's taxonomy places the organism in Eukaryota, Fungi, Ascomycota, Dothideomycetes, Botryosphaeriales, Botryosphaeriaceae. The transcript is spliced from 12 exons.